GGCCGAUGCUGGGGCAGCCGAUGCUGGGAUGGCUGCUGGUGGCACUGGUGGCGGGCGGCACCACUGCAGUUCCCGACCUCUCCUGCUGGAAGCGAUGUGGCUUCCGCUGGUUCCUCUGCUCCUGGCCACCCCUCGGCCCUGCCGGCAACACCUCCUAUGUCCUGACCCUCUGCUACACAAUGCCCAGGCGGUGCCAGCAGUUCCAGGCUGGCACAAAGACAACCUACACCCUGAAGCAUCACCAAGUCUAUGUCCUCACCAACACCACAGCCUGGGUGGAGGCACACUGGGGGGACCACAUCCACAGGACCCCCAACCGCACACUGUACUUCAAUGAGGCUGUCAAACCAGAUCCACCCUCCACUGGGAUGCCCUUCACCAAAACCAGCAACCGGCUCCGGCUGCGGGUGCCGAGGCCACUGUGCUACAGUGGGAGCCGGUCACCGCAGCGUGAGGCUCGAUUCCGGAAGAUGGGAACCCAUGGCUGGAUGCAGGUGACGUGCGAGACAGUGACAGACGAGGAUGACUCAGUGACCUGCACCCUGGGGGGGGACGGUGCCCUUGAGGUCCAGCUCCGGCACAAGCUCCCCCACUGGAGCAGCUACUGGAGCGACUGGAGCAGCUCCAUCUUCAUCCCUGCAGAAAUCCUGGAGAGCCCAGUACUGAGCUACCAGCUUGGCAAACUGGGAAGAGAUGGGCAGCGGGUGCUGAGGCUGAGCUGGCAGCGAGCCCCGGAGGAGCAAGGGGACGUCACCUACACCCUGCGUGCCCACAUGCUGGCAUGUGGCUGUGCCAGGCUGUCCGAGGAGGAUGCUGUGGUCCUAGGGAGGGAUGUGACAAUGCACAACCUCACCCUGUGCGGGGCUGAGUACGAGAUCCUGCUGACAGCAGCCAAUGCGGCCGGUCCGGGGCCGGCACGGCAGCUCCGUGUGCCCGCAGAGCAGCGGCCAGAUCUCGGCUUCAAGGAUGUCAGUGUGACCGGUGGCACCAUGGCUGUGUGGUGGGAAGCACCGAGCCCUGGAUCUCUCUAUUGCUUCGAGCAGCAGCCACUGCCAGGAACCCCAAAACCAGGCACCUGCAUCAAACGGGAUUAUCCUGCCAAAAGCAUCCACGUGGAGAGAGGAGCACUGGAAGUGCAGGCCUGUCACCGCCUUGCCGUGCAUGGCUGGGCCCCAGCACGGGGCUGGGCCACCUUCGCCCUGCAGCAUCACUAUGCCAGCAACACCUCGCUGGCCGUGCCCAUCCGCAUCAAUGCCAGCGCCGAGGAUGCUGCCAUCACCCUCCAGUGGAGCCCGUCCCCCCGUGCCACAUGUCCUGGGGUAUUGGCCAAGUACCUCAUCUGCCAUGCAGCUGAGGGGGACAACGUGACCUACAGUGAAGCAGAUGUCACAGCAUCACACUACACCCUCCGGCACCUACAGCCCGACACAGCCUACAGGGUGAGCGUUCAGGAGGUGACAGCAGGGAGCAAAGGGACCUGUGGUGUUUGGUGGCACUUCCAGACCAAGGCACUGGGUGCCCAAGGAGCAGCAUGGAAAUCCAACCUCAAGUACUUGGGCAUCUCACUCGGGGUCCCUGCUGUGGCUGCCAUCUACCAGCUGAACAAGAAGAGGGUUCGGCGCCUCCUCUUCCCACCCCUUCCCAAGCCCACGAGCAGCAAAGCCAUCCAGCUGUGCACCAGUGAAAGGAGCCAGGGCCAGCCCUGGCCAGGCUUUGUGGAGCCCUCGGAGAGGUUCAGCCCUGCUGAGCUGCUGCUGACGGAGCUGAACCCCAGCAAGGAGGUCCCUGAUGGCAGCACAGAGCCCAGUGAGCCACAGCCUGGCCCCAUGGCUGAGGAACCGGUGGUCGUGGGCCCACUGGGCUGGGAGAAGGAGCUGCACUUUGCCUACCGCAGGCAGGAGGUGCUGAGCCCGGCAGGAUUCCCAGUGCCAGGCCACCCAUCCGAGGAGGAGGAGAAGGAAGAGGAGGGAAGUGGGGAGCUCAGCCAGGCUCUGGUCCCCAUUGCCCUGCUCAUCUCCGACAAACCCAUCAUCAUCAGGGACCCAUCGCUGGAGAAGGUGGUGCCAUAACCAUCACCAGGGAUGGAUGGCAGAGGGGUUUCCCAUGGGAUGCUGAGCACCCACCCCAUGGGUUCAUGGUCACAGCAUCACUCUGGGGGGGGUGUCUGGUUUUCAGGACAUGAAGGUGAUGCUUCCAGAUGCAGCACUGCAUGAGGCCAGGGGCUGGCCAUGUACCUCCCAUUGCUGAUAAAGAAGGAGGGAAGUGGAUGGAAAGUCCAGUCUGGGAUGAGGAUAUUCCUUUGGCAGGAUCAGGAUAAGAGGCAGAGCUUGCUCCUGCCCUCCUGCCCCAGCCAGGCCCAGCAUCACCCGGCAGGAUGGGGCUCAAACACUGAACACCAUCCACUUGCAAAACCUAAAACCUGUAAGGAAGA
Messenger RNA from Melopsittacus undulatus (budgerigar), 2431 nucleotides. It is a transcript of the gene IL12RB1, whose product is annotated as interleukin 12 receptor subunit beta 1. Gene Ontology annotation, cellular component: signaling receptor complex; external side of plasma membrane. Gene Ontology annotation, biological process: cytokine-mediated signaling pathway. The record is from RefSeq and is a predicted model, not a curated record. The transcript has 15 exons. Bases 6 to 2069 code for a protein of 687 amino acids. Lineage: Eukaryota; Metazoa; Chordata; Aves; Psittaciformes; Psittaculidae. Gene Ontology annotation, molecular function: cytokine binding; cytokine receptor activity.